This is a messenger RNA of Varanus komodoensis (Komodo dragon), 1398 nucleotides long. It is a transcript of the gene IHO1, whose product is annotated as interactor of HORMAD1 1. Gene Ontology annotation, biological process: DNA recombination; meiotic DNA double-strand break formation; homologous chromosome pairing at meiosis. The record is from RefSeq and is a predicted model, not a curated record. NCBI's taxonomy places the organism in Eukaryota, Metazoa, Chordata, Lepidosauria, Squamata, Varanidae. Bases 1 to 1398 code for a protein of 465 amino acids. The transcript is spliced from 8 exons. Gene Ontology annotation, cellular component: condensed nuclear chromosome.
AUGAAUAUGAAUUUAUCAAGCAUCAAAGAUAUGUUUAGCACUCCCACAAAAAUGGGGCCUAAUAAACCAUCCAGCUGGACCAGUGUUCCUAGUGAUUGCAAUAGUCUGAGUGACUCUCAAUUUCUUUUUGGUUCCCAGUUUUGUCCAGAGAACUCACAGUCAGCAUCAGCCCCACUUGAAUUUAGUAUUCAGCAAAGACAAGGCAAAAGCUCACAGCAAAAUUCUCAGGAUGUGAGUUGGAUGAGUAAAGCCUCUUUGCUGGAGUUAUACAACCUUUGUCGGUUCACAAGACAAAAUGCCUGUUCAUCAUAUGUGGACCACUCCAAAAGUGACCCAGCUGGUCCCCAGUGCCUUGGACACUGGAUCAUAGAGGCCAUUAAAUUAGCGUACCAGCUAAAUGAGUCCAGUAUUUUUGCUAAAUACCAAUCUAAGCCACAACUCUUUGGAGGAGAUGGAAAGGAAAAGGGCUCACUUAAUUUUCCUGCUGGGAGAUUCAAAGGUGUCUUGGAGCAAUUUGAAGAGAAUAAGAAAAAGAUCAAAGAAAAAUAUGAUAAUGAGGUUUUAAACACUUUUAUUUUGAACACCAAAGAGAGUCUUCAAAGGGAAACUGUUCAGUCCCAUUAUGGAUUGGUAUUGAAUGCUUUGAGAGACAGAAAUGAAAUGGAGCAGACAUUACUAGGAAUGGGAAAGAGUCUGCAAGAUAAAGACACAGAAAUUUCAGCUUUGAAAUCCAGCCUGCAAUUGCUAAGAGAGAGUCUUGAUCAAUUAACAGUUCAGCAGAAUGAGCAGCACCUGAAGCUCUGUGAACAGUUAGGCUACAUGCAACUUCCCAGUCUUUUGUCUGAAUUUCAAACAUUCAUUUCUGCACCCAGAGUACUAAGUCAUUUAAAGGACAGGGAAUCCCAGACUUCUCCAAACAUGCUCUUGACCCAACUACCUUCCAGUCCCCAUCUUAGCCUUUUAAAUAUUCCUGCUGGAAGUAAGGUCAUCGCUACAAUUUCUUCCACACCAGAUAAAGAAAAUGUUGGCACACCACAGAGGAGCCAUAUUAUAGCUGGAUGUCCUGAUGCUGACAAUGUUCUUUGCACCCUCUUCGCCAAUGAAGCUGCAGGUAGCCAUGAGGCAUGCUGGUUACUUACUCAAGAGCCAUGUCAAGCAACUCCAGUGAGGAAAGUGAUCAAGAGGGACAAACAGGUGAAGGGACGUAAUGCUGUUAGACUUUCACAGCUGAACUGGGCUCACAAAGACAGUAUGUUCAUGCAAAAACAUUCAGGUGACCAGAUGAAUGAAAAACUGGGCACAGACAGGAAGAAGCAAAUGUCUCCCCAUGAACCAGAGGUGGCCCAGAGUUCGCCACCCCCUUGGCUUAUCUCACAGUCUGCUGGUACUGGCAAUUGA